GAGGCUGUGCCGCUCUCCUUGCCUCCUCUCCUGUGCGCAGUGCUCCGGCCCGGCCGCUCCUUCCUUCCUCCCUCAUUUCCUCCACCACAGCUGUAUCUCUCCUCCUCUCUCGGAUGCUGGCUUUGCCUUCCUCUUCUUCUCUCUUCUUCUUCUUUCCCUUCACGCCACCGAGCUGGACCAAAUACUUCGGAGAAGGGGUGGAAAUGACUGACUACCUGUUUUGCAUGGUCUGAAUUUCGGGAAAUUCGCACGUCGGAAAGGAGGGGAGUCAAGAGGGAGAAAAAAGGAGGCUCUCCAUCCCCCGAGGGAAUUUAUUUUACAGAGACAGUAAAGAAUGAAGAGGAAGGGAACCGCCAGCAGCUUUUCCCAGCCUAAAAGAAGAGAGGAGGAAGAACAUCCCAGAGAGGAGGUGGAGGAGGAAGAGUUCAGAGAGAGAGAAAGAAAUGAAGGCAGGCAGAGGUCAGACAGCGAAAGGAGGAAUGCCAGUGCCUGAGGUGGCGUCUGACACUGCCAGAGCUGCCACCAUGUUGAGCCCCGUCCUCAAUGCCUCCAACGGAGACGGCUCCGAGUCUGAAACCACCUCCGCCAUCCUCGCCUCCGUCAAAGAACAGGAGUUGCAGUUUGAACGUCUGACCAGGGAGCUGGAAGCCGAACGACAGAUUGUUGCCAGUCAGCUGGAGAGAUGCAAGCUUGGCUCUGAGACCGGAAGCAUGACUAGCAUCAGUUCAGCAGAUGAGAAGUUUCGCUGGAACAACCAAGAUGGACAGAAGGACAUAGAGGAGGAGCUGACAACAGGCCUGGAGCUGGUGGACUCCUGCAUCCGAUCGCUCCAGGAGUCGGGCAUCUUGGACUCACAGGACACCUCUACAGGAGACAGACAAGGACUGCUGUCCCAAAGCGCUUUGCAGCUCAACAACCAGGAUGCCUAUGCGGCUGCUGGUUACCAUAGCAACCAGGGGCUGGCACUUGGGGAGCCGGUCUCAGGUCGUAGCGGAGGGGCAGUUCACAGCUACAACCAGGUGACCUCCAGCCGUGCAGCUGCCCAGUUAGCCGCCACAGACUCUCCCUCCCAGUCCCAGAGAGACUCAUUUGCCCAGCAGGCCCUUGGCAGCGCCUUCCACAUGCCCACCGAGGGCGGCUCUGUGCCCGCUGGACCGUCCAUGUAUUACUCCUGUGCCACUUUGCCUGCGCAGCGUGUGAGCUCCCCUCUGCAGGCAGUGGGAUCCCCUACCAAGCUGCAGCGCCUGGGAUCAGCCUCUGCCGACAUGCCCAGCUACGCCACGCUACAGAGGGUGUCCUCGCCCAAACAGUCACCCAGCCGACUCGCCAAGUCCUACAGCACCUCAUCACCCAUCAACAUGGUAGCAUCGGGUGCGGCCGGUUCCUCCUCCCCGCUCCCCAUGGCAGCCUCCCCAGGUGGAAACCACACCUCGUCACCCAUCCACCAGCUCAGCUCGGCGGUGGGGAGCUACGCCACCCUGUCGCCUACCAAGCGCAUGCUGCAUCACAUCGGAGCGGACAGCUACAAGAUUUCUCACGAGCUGUACGCCAACGCAACCCUGCAAAGGCCUGGUAGCCUGGCAGGUAGAGGCUCCAGAGGUUCCUACAGCAGCCAACACAGUCACCUGGGCUCUGAACUGCGACCCCUGCAGUCUCCUGAGCACCACAUCGACCCCAUCUACGAAGACAGAGUCUACACCAAGCCCAACCUUAGAGGACAAGUGGUGAACCACUUGUACCAAGAAGUCCUCAACUAUCUGCUCUUUCCCUACGCUCCUCUUCCUGUUUUAGCCCCGCCUUCUCCCGGUGUCGACCCAAUCCCCUUGCAGCGAACGGGAAGCCAGAGUGCCACCGCCACCUUUCAGAGAGGCAGCUUCGCCACGGGGGGCGGAGCAGCCGACUACGCCAACCCGUACCGCACUCUGCAGUUCUGCCCGUCCACCGAGUCGCCUUACAGCAAGUCGGGCCCAGCACUCCCACCUGAAGCCGCCCUGGGCCGGUCCCCAUCAGUGGACAGCAUCCAGAAGGACCCAAGGUACGACCCCGAAUUCCUUGUGUGGAAUCAAAAUCAAGCCGAGCAAAGAAUGACAAAGGAGUUUGGCUGGAGGGAUCCAGAGCUGCCAGAGGUGAUCCAGAUGUUGCAGCAUCAGUUCCCAUCAGUCCAGUCCAACGCUGCUGCCUACCUCCAGCACCUCUGCUUCGGAGACAACAAGAUCAAAUCCGAGAUCCGGCGGCAGGGUGGAAUCCAGCUGCUGGUGGACCUGUUGGACCACCGGAUGACCGACGUUCACCGCAGCGCUUGCGGAGCUCUGAGGAACCUUGUGUACGGCAAAGCCAACGACGACAACAAGAUCGCCCUGAAGAACUGCGGAGGAAUACCGGCUCUGGUCCGACUGCUCAGGAAGACCACAGACGUUGAGAUCCGGGAGCUGCUCACAGGUGUUUUGUGGAACCUGUCGUCAUGUGACGCCCUGAAGAUGCCCAUCAUCCAGGAUGCUCUGGCCGUGCUGACCAACGCUGUGAUCAUCCCACACUCGGGCUGGGACACCUCGCCUCAUACGCAGGAGGACCGCAAGCUGCACCUACACUCCUCUCAAGUCCUCCGCAACGCCACAGGCUGCCUCCGGUGAGUGUCGCAAUCUGUUUCUCCAAUGUUUUAUCCGCUUUAUUUUUUAAAAAUCUUCAUCUCCAACAUGUUGUUCUUAGUUACUGUAUGACCCAAAGUAUUCACACAUUUUAAGUAUAAAAUAUUAUAUAACUGUUCAGUCUGUUCACAGUCUGCUCACUUUCAAACACAGAAAAAAGUUCCUCUUACUUCAAACCACUCUGUUAUUUUUAGAUUGUAGUCGGUGUUAUUUUUAACACUCUUCACACAGAGAACUGAUAGACUUUGCUGCAUUUAAGAUGACUCACCGUUUGGCUUUAGAGCUGCUGUGCCUUUUCAUUUUCUCACUUGAGACAUGAUGGUAGUCAUACAGUGCAGUCUGGAAGUAGUAGAACCGUGACACAUAUUUUUUUUUCUUGGUCUUGUUUUGGCCUUGAGUGCCAGCGUGUUGGAUUUCAAAUGGAACGGUGACUUUGAAGUUAAAGUGGGGAAUAUUGCUUUGUGUUUUCAUAUGUAUUGUCAAUAAAAUAUAGAAAUUACCUAAAUAUAGGCCAUCGUCAGGGCUCGGUCUUUACCUGUGGUGUGUAGAGAAUUGAACUAUUUUGCAUUUUGUUGUGCCAUUUUUAGUUUGUAGUGUUUCAUAUUGUCAUAUUUUGGAGUACAGAUACUUAAAGGCAAUGCACCAUGUGGUAAAAAUGCCCCGUCUUUUCACCUUAAUUUACAGUUUUUUUUACCUUUUAUCGAGGGACCACACAAGCAGCUGACAUAAUAAUCACAGUAUAAAAUCAAAAGCAGAAAGUGAGAUGCGUAUUGCUACUGAUUAACUGCAUUAAUGCACCCUACACCUUAGCUAAUUAUAUGGAUCCCUACAAAAAAUGCACGAAAGUACCUUAUGCCUUUUUGUGUAAUGCGUAUAAAUUGCCUUGUUGAGGGUGUUAAUUGACUUGGCUCAUUUUUACUAAUUAUGAAUAUCAGGUACAAGAGGAUAAGAAGCGGGAAUAAUGAAGGCCUGUUUGAUAGCGGUGGUGUCAGAAUAACCUCACGACUAAUACAUCAUCUGCCACCGUCAUUAAACAUGCUGUGUGUGCUGAGACAGCGCUCCCUCUUUACUCUCCAGUGUGUAACAUUCAAUAAAUACGCUCAGCAGAUCUGAUAGAAAUGUAUACAUGCAGAAGUAUUAGGUUUUACACUUUUCUUUUAUAAAUGCCGUCUAAUGUUUAAUCUUCAGGAAUCCAUCAUGAUGCUGUUUUGUGUUCAAAGAUACUCAGUCACCACUUGUCUGCUCCUUAUUUUAGACCACCUGUGUUCUCCACUUCGCAGAAUUCAAUAGAUGCAUAAAAGUAUUCAAUUCUGUAAUUCAAAGACAUUUAUAGCCAUGCACCCAUUUCAAUAACAGUAUGUCAACUUUAAAGAUACAUAGACACCACAAAGGUAGCUGGUGCAUGUAAUUAUGAUAGUCUGUGUAGACCUACAUAUUUACUAUGUGUUUAUUUUACCUUGCUGAGCCACAUAGAUUGUUUUAGCAUUGUUACAUUGUUAAAUUUACACAUAUGAGUUUUAUAGUAAAUUUCAGCUCAUUCUGAUCUGCACUUAGGUCUAAAGAUCUCUAAAAGGCCAUUGCACACCACAUGUUCAGUACCAAACAGCAGACAGGUGUAGUGAGCAAGUGGCGGGUGAAGAUUAUGAGACAUUUGAGGCUAACUUUUCCAAGGUGGACAGAAACACAACUCCAAAUG
Messenger RNA from Amphiprion ocellaris (clown anemonefish), 4341 nucleotides. Its product is annotated as catenin delta-2-like. The transcript has 16 exons. The record is from RefSeq and is a predicted model, not a curated record. Gene Ontology annotation, molecular function: cadherin binding. Bases 444 to 2630 code for a protein of 728 amino acids. Lineage: Eukaryota; Metazoa; Chordata; Actinopteri; Pomacentridae. Gene Ontology annotation, cellular component: adherens junction; nucleus; plasma membrane. Gene Ontology annotation, biological process: cell-cell adhesion; cell-cell junction assembly; dendritic spine morphogenesis.